AUGCCAAAUGCUUUUGACUGCAGCAAGACCCCAGGCUCUGAGGACGGUACUCAAGCCUUCCGCAACCCCUCUGCUCAAGUCGCCCUUAGGCUCGGAAGGAGCUGCGAACCUCCUGGUUGUCUUGCCACUUUCCUCCUUGUCAAGACAGUAUUGUGGGUACAGCUAGUGGGGCUCUGCACCUGGCUGUUGCAUCUCCUUGGGCUCAUCUUUGGCACCCUUUACCCUGCAUACUACUCCUACAAGGCUGUGAAAUCGAAGGACAUUAAGGAAUAUGUCAAAUGGAUGAUGUACUGGAUUAUAUUUGCCCUUUUCACCACAGCAGAGACGUUCACAGACAUCUUCCUCUGUUGGUUUCCAUUCUAUUAUGAACUAAAAAUAGCAUUCGUAGCCUGGCUACUGUCUCCCUACACAAAAGGCUCCAGCCUCCUAUACAGGAAGUUUGUACAUCCCACACUGUCUUCAAAAGAAAAGGAGAUUGAUGACUGCCUGGUCCAAGCAAAAGACCGAAGUUAUGAUGCCCUUGUGCACUUCGGAAAGCGAGGCUUGAACGUGGCCGCCACAGCCGCUGUGAUGGCUGCUUCCAAGGGACAGGGCGCCUUGUCGGAGAGACUGCGGAGUUUCAGCAUGCAGGACCUCACCACCAUCCGGGGAGACGGCACCCCUGCUCCCGCAGGCCCACCCCCCGCGGGGCCUGGGCGAGCCAGCGGCAAGCACGGUCAGCCUAAGAUGUCCAGGAGUGCUUCGGAGAGCGCUGGCAGCUCAGGCACCGCCUAGAACCCUUCGCUCUCGCUUCAGGAAGAAAAGUACCUCAUCCUCGGCCACUGAAACCACGUGAGUGAGAUGAACCAAACAGCACCGGAUCCACAGAAUGUUCCUCCUCUGCCUUAAAGAGCUACUCACUAACAACAUGGAAAUCGGCAGGCUGGGCGUGCUGCGUGUGCAGCUCUACAGACAUGGCCUUUUCUCUCUCCCCUCUUCCACUCCUGUGGAUUUUUUUUGUGUUUGUUUGUUUUCUCUUUUCUUUAUUUUGCUGGGGAGAGGUUAAAGGGAAAGGUAGUAGGGUGGGGUGACCUGUAAGUCUUCUGAGGUUAGUAUUUUCCACCAUGGGAUCGUCGUU
This is a messenger RNA of Carlito syrichta (Philippine tarsier), 1117 nucleotides long. It is a transcript of the gene REEP1, whose product is annotated as receptor accessory protein 1. NCBI's taxonomy places the organism in Eukaryota, Metazoa, Chordata, Mammalia, Primates, Tarsiidae. Gene Ontology annotation, cellular component: endoplasmic reticulum membrane; cytoplasmic microtubule; endoplasmic reticulum tubular network. Gene Ontology annotation, molecular function: microtubule binding. Bases 1 to 774 code for a protein of 257 amino acids. Gene Ontology annotation, biological process: endoplasmic reticulum tubular network organization. The transcript is spliced from 9 exons. The record is from RefSeq and is a predicted model, not a curated record.